CUCUGCCUUCUCUUCCUCUCUAGGCUCUAGCACACGCACAUGAUGAACUCGAGGGUGGCGAUGGCUGCGUGGUGGGUUUGUGGACUCCUCCCGCUCCUGGCGGAUGCGGCCAAGGGGAACUCGGAGCCGCUGAUCCGGCUGCCGACGGAGAAUGGGCAUGCCCCUGCCCCUGCGCCUGGCCCUGCCGCGUCGGCGGCGGGUGAAGAGGUGACGAAGUGGGCCGUGCUCGUUGCCGGCUCCUCCGGCUACGAGAACUACCGGCACCAGGCCGAUGUGUGCCACGCGUACCAGAUCCUGAAGAAGGGGGGGCUAAAGGAUGAGAACAUUGUGGUGUUUAUGUACGAUGACAUCGCCAACAGCCCCGACAACCCAAGGCGUGGAACCGUCAUCAACCAUCCCAAAGGCAAAGAUGUUUACCAUGGUGUUCCCAAGGACUACACUGGUGACCAGGUCACUGCUAAGAACUUUUAUGCGGUUCUCCUGGGGAACAAAACCGCGGUUACCGGAGGGAGUAGGAAGGUGAUAAACAGCAAACCAGAGGAUCACAUCUUCAUCUUCUACUCGGAUCAUGGGUCUCCUGGUUCACUUGGUAUGCCCAACGGGCCAGAUGUUUAUGCUGACGACUUCAUCAAAGUGUUACGGCAAAAGCAUGCUUCCAAAAGCUAUUCGAAAAUGGUCAUAUAUGUUGAAGCGUGUGAAAGUGGCAGCAUCUUUGAGGGUUUGAUGCCACAAGAUCAGAAUAUUUAUGUUACAGCGGCAUCAAAUGCGGUAGAAAGUAGCUGGGCAGCAUACUGCCCUGAUGAUGGAACGCCACCUCCUCCUGAAUAUUUUACCUGUUUAGGUGACUUAUACAGUGUUUCUUGGAUGGAAGACAGUGAAACUCAAAAUCUAAAGAACGAAACCAUCAAGCAGCAGUACGAGGUGGUUAAAGCGAGAACGGCACCCCGAAAUGAGUCCAUUAGAGGUUCUCAUGUCAUGGAGUAUGGCGACAAGACUUUCAAGGAGGACAUGCUUUUCCUCUACCAAGGUUUCGAUCCGGCGAAGUCAAGCAUCAGAAACAGGCCGCUGCCUAUGCCCAGCCUCAAGGGUGCAAUCAAGCAAAGAGAUGCCGAUAUUCUCUUCAUGUGGAAGAAGUAUGAGAAGUUGAAUGGGGGAUCAGAAGAGAAGCAGAGGGCCCUCAGGGAGGUCAAAGAAACCGUGCUGCACAGGAAGCAUCUGGACAGCAGUAUCGAUUUCAUCGGGAAGCUUGUCUUUGGGUUCGACAAGGGGCCUUUGGUGCUCGAGGCUGCUAGAGGCUCUGGCCAGCCAUUGGUCGACGAUUGGGAUUGUCUGAAGACGAUGGUGCAAGUGUUCGAGUCCCAGUGCGGAUCACUCACUCAGUACGGCAUGAAACACACGAGGGCGUUCGCAAACAUGUGCAACAAUGGCGUCUCCGAGGCCGAGAUGAAGGAGGCGAGCAUCAGCGCUUGCGACGGCUACGACAUGGGGAGGUGGAGCCCGUUGGUUCGAGGCUACAGCGCCUGAUCCGCUUGCAGUGCAGUACUACUACAUGGCAGCAGCAGCAGCCAGAGCUCCGGAGGUUCCUAGCUAGACCUCGUAUGGUGUACAUACACACAUUGGUAUACCGUAUACAUACAAGAAAGAAGAAACCGCCCAACAAUGGCGCCCCUGUGGUAUUGGGUUAAUCAGUAGUGUAUGGUCGUGCCUUUGUAAAUCGAAUUUGACUGCAAUCAAUUGAAAGGCAAUUAUUACUAUGUAGCAAAA
Aegilops tauschii subsp. strangulata is the source of this 1764-nucleotide messenger RNA. Its product is annotated as vacuolar-processing enzyme beta-isozyme 1-like. NCBI's taxonomy places the organism in Eukaryota, Viridiplantae, Streptophyta, Magnoliopsida, Poales, Poaceae. Gene Ontology annotation, molecular function: cysteine-type endopeptidase activity. Gene Ontology annotation, biological process: vacuolar protein processing. The record is from RefSeq and is a predicted model, not a curated record.